AGGUGAUAGAUUACUGGAAGUAAUAAGCUCCCUACCUAUGGCAAUCUCAGAGGCCGGAAUGAGUAGUGAUGUUGCACAAGUAUCAGAAGGUGAGUACAAAGUGUUAUUGAGUUUCAGAGGAUCUGACACUCGUUAUGGAUUCACAGAUUUCCUCUACCAUGGCUUGGUAGAUGCUGGAGUUUGUGUAUUCAAGGAGGAUGAUGAACUCCCCAUUGACAAAAUGAUUGGUGAGAACCUUCUACAUAUAAUCAACAACUCCAUGCUCUACAUACCCAUCUUCUCUCAGACUUAUGCUUCUAGUAAACGGUGCCUCCAAGAGCUUGCACUCAUAGUAGAAAAUGUCUCUAAAUCUGAGGGUCAAAAAAGUAUCCUUCCUAUUUUUCUUGAUGUGGAACCUGAGGAUGUUAAACUUAGGACUCCACUUUAUAGCACUGCCUUCGGGAAACACAAUGAGGACUUUCCUCAUGAAGCAGAGGCUUGGAGAAAGGCUCUUGCAGAAGUUGAUGAAAUCAAGGGAUGGAAUGUGAAAAAGGAUCAAAGCCAAGCAACGAUUGUCAAAUUAGUCGUUGAAAAGGUUUUGGAGAAGCUAGAGAUGAAACGAAAAUCAGUGACUGAACAUUUAAUUGGACUUGAGGAUCGGGUAAAACAAUUGACAGAAUUAUUAGAUGUCAACCAUCAGGAUGUGAAGCUCAUUGGAAUUCAUGGGAAGGGUGGUAUCGGUAAAACAACCAUUGCCAAGAUCAUCUUCAAUAAACUAUCUUCCCACUUUGAAAAGCGUUGUAGCUUCCUUGAGAACAUAUGAGAAAGCUUCUUGACCAAGGAGGGCAUACUCCAGUUGCAAAGGAAAUUAUUGUCUGACAUUGUUGGCUUUGGAUCUGCAGAACAAUUAAUGGAUAGCGAGCAAGCAAUGAGGAGGAUUGGAGACACACUUAGCACUAAAAAUGCCCUUUUGGUUCUGGAUGAUGUUGAUAAAAAAGAGCACAUUAAGAAACUAAUAGGAGUUUAUUCAUUACAUCCAGGGUCUAGGAUAAUCAUUACAACAAGAAACAAAAUUGUUCUGAAUGUUAAGGGACAUAAAGAUGAAAUUAUAUGCUAUGAGAUGCUAAAGAUGGAUGAUGCUCCUGCGCUUUGCCUUUUUUGUCAGCAUGCCUUUGG
Molecule: messenger RNA, 1155 nt
Organism: Eucalyptus grandis
Lineage: Eukaryota; Viridiplantae; Streptophyta; Magnoliopsida; Myrtales; Myrtaceae
Product: disease resistance protein RPV1-like
Exons: 2
Coding region: 38-802 (254 amino acids)
Biological process (GO): signal transduction; defense response
Molecular function (GO): ADP binding
Source: RefSeq, a predicted model, not a curated record